AUGCCGCGCUCUUUCCUCGUCAGGAAGUCUGCGGGCUCCCGCCGGAGACCCAAUUACAGUGAGCUGCACGACUCUUCUCCAGAGCUCACUUUCCAGCAGCCCUACGACCAGGCCCACCUGCUGGCAGCCAUCCCACCGCCCGAGGUCCUCAAUCCCACCGCCUCCUUGCCGACACUCAUCUGGGACUCUCUCUUGGCGCCCCAAGCCCAGCCCAUCAGCUGGGCUUCUCUCCUGCCCCAGGAGAUCCCCAAGGCUGGCGAGCUGACCUCCCUGUCCGACGAGGACAGCGGGAAAGGCUCCCAGCCCCCCAGCCCACCCUCGCCGGCCCCUUCGUCCUUCUCGUCCACUUCAGCCUCCUCCUUGGAGGCUGAGGGCUAUGCUGCCUUUCCAGGCUUGGGCCAGUUGCCCAAGCAGCUGACCGGGCUCUCCGUGGCCAAGGACCCCCAGUCUCGCAAGGCCUUCAACUGCAAAUACUGCAACAAGGAGUACGUCAGCCUGGGUGCCCUCAAGAUGCACAUCCGGAGCCACACGCUGCCCUGCGUCUGUAGCACCUGCGGGAAGGCCUUCUCCAGGCCCUGGCUGCUGCAGGGCCACGUCCGGACCCACACCGGCGAGAAGCCCUUCUCCUGCCCCCACUGCAGCCGUGCCUUUGCCGACCGCUCCAACCUUCGGGCCCACCUCCAGACCCACUCGGAUGUCAAGAAAUACCAGUGCAAGACAUGCUCCAGAACCUUCUCCCGAAUGUCCCUGCUCCACAAGCACCAAGAGUCGGGCUGCUCAGGGGGGCCGCGCUGACUCUCAAGGCUCCUUCUGCCCCUCUGGGCCCUCCCUGCAGCCCGGGGUGGCCUCCCCCGGCUCCAGAAGGAAGUACCCUGCCUCCUGGUCACUGCCACAGCAUCCCCUCCUGAGCUCCA
Messenger RNA from Budorcas taxicolor (takin), 914 nucleotides. It is a transcript of the gene SNAI1, whose product is annotated as snail family transcriptional repressor 1. Gene Ontology annotation, molecular function: RNA polymerase II cis-regulatory region sequence-specific DNA binding; DNA-binding transcription factor activity, RNA polymerase II-specific. The coding region runs from base 1 to 795 and encodes 264 amino acids. Gene Ontology annotation, biological process: regulation of DNA-templated transcription. Lineage: Eukaryota; Metazoa; Chordata; Mammalia; Artiodactyla; Bovidae. The transcript is spliced from 3 exons. The record is from RefSeq and is a predicted model, not a curated record.